Messenger RNA from Corylus avellana, 479 nucleotides. The record is from RefSeq and is a predicted model, not a curated record. Lineage: Eukaryota; Viridiplantae; Streptophyta; Magnoliopsida; Fagales; Betulaceae.
GUGGAGAUGAACCCACUUUGGCAACAGAAGAAGCUGAGAGAGUUUUGUGAGAAGAAGGGUAUACAUAUCACUGGUUACUCUCCCUUGGGAGCCAAAGGAACACCAUGGGGAACCAACUGGGUAAUGGACUCUCAGGUGCUCAAAGAUAUUGCUAUUGCUAAAGGAAAAACUUCUGCCCAGGUCUGUAUAAGAUGGGUGUAUGAGCAAGGGGUGAGUGUGCUUGUGAAGAGCUUUAACAAGCAAAGGAUUGAAGAAAACCUUGACAUAUUUGAGUGGAGCCUAAGCCCUGAGGAGUCUGAGAAGAUAAGCCAAAUUCCACAACGUAAAGGAUGUCCUGCAGAUCUUUUCAUCUUUGAUGAAUCCCCUUUCAAGUCUCGUUUUGAGUUAUGGGAUGAAGAUGUUUAGAAUUUCAUACAUGUUCUCGUCAUUUCAUUUUUAUCUCUGUUUGUAAAAGUAUUUUGAUGUGACAUAAAAAUAAA